Molecule: messenger RNA, 639 nt
Organism: Phasianus colchicus (ring-necked pheasant)
Lineage: Eukaryota; Metazoa; Chordata; Aves; Galliformes; Phasianidae
Product: interferon alpha-inducible protein 27-like protein 2A
Biological process (GO): release of cytochrome c from mitochondria; intrinsic apoptotic signaling pathway
Cellular component (GO): mitochondrial membrane
Source: RefSeq, a predicted model, not a curated record
GUUAAACUCCGGGCUCGAUUCGUUUUGCUUCGCAAAAACGAAAGCAAACAGACGGAUUUCCUGGAAAUUCGCUUUCCUUACAUCAUCGCUUCCCCUCCCCUCAUAUCACAGAACGGGGAUCGCCGCGCUCAGUGCUGGGCGGGCACUCCUUGCUCCGGUGUUGUUUCGUGAGUCCGUGGUGCUCGGAGGUGCUGCGAGGAUGUUACAGACGGCAGCCGUGAAACCGAUCAUCAAAGUCGUCAUCGGGAGCGGCGUUGCAACAGGAGCGGUACUCGUGGGAGUCCCGUUAGCCGUUUGGUCGCUGGGCUUCACGGCUGCCGGCAUCGCCGCGGGAUCCAUAGGCGCCAAGAUGAUGUCGGCUGCGGCCAUCGCCAACGGCGGCGGGGUGGCUGCGGGCAGCAUCGUGGCCGUGCUGCAGUCGGUCGGAGCCGCCGGGCUCUCUCUUGGUGUCAAACUCGGCUUGGCCUCCGUGUUUGGGCCGCUCGGUGCGCUCAUCGGUUCGAAGAUCCCUUAAGGGAUGGAUGGAAAAGCUCAGAAACGCCGGGAGGCGGCACGGCCGUUGCUGCGUGAUCGGCGACGGGAGCGCAUCGCCCAGCCGUGAGUGCGCGAGAACAAUAAAGAGACCGCAGAGAAACCGCA